GGGUGCGGUGCGUCACCCAGUGACGUUGCGAUGCAAAACAGUUAUGCGUAAAGUGUCGAAGUGAAAGGAGAAAACUUUAGUGUAAAGAAAACAAUAGACAAUAGACACACAAAAAAAAGAAUCCCAAAACCAUGUAGAGUGGAGAGAAUUUAACAAACAAAGCCUUGACCUGAACCCAAUGCAAGUGCAACAAAGGUCGGCUCUUAAUGAAGAGAGUCCAUGUGGCAAAACAUAAAGAAAAUGUGAAAUUUAAACGCAUCCAAAACGAAAAUUGAAAGCGAAAAACCUGUGUGUGUUUGCGAUUGUGUGUGUGUGUGUGUAUGUGGCCUAUUUAACGCUCCUACCGUUAGUCUGAGGUAGCAUGGGUUCAUGCUUUGGCAGCUGCGUUCCCUCCAACUCCACCACGAACAACUCAUCUACCUUCUCAGCCACCAACUCCUCCACAUCGUCGGCAUCGUCUUCCUCCACAGCGUCGUCCUCUUCGUUGUCAUGUCUUGCCAACAGCUGGCUCUGUCAUCGUCGUCGUAGGGCCAGGAGCAUGGCCAGGGCCAGGAUCAGGGCCAGAGUGGGGACCAGCAAUACAACAGACACGGAACAUGAGCCACCCGACGACACCGAACUCAUAUCACAUUCCAGUGCCCAGAGUUGUCAACGACGCGGUCUGGUCUACCGCAUACUGAAAUUUAAAAGGAAGCAACAGUGUCCCCAGUUUCUGGACAAGUAUUGGGAGCAGCAACCCAACUAUGCCAAGCUGCAGACUGACAAUGCCCCCUCGGAUAUACAACUACAAAAUCUGGAUGCCUACAAGUUGCUCAAUAAUCAAUCUACACCCAACAAAGAGACAGAAAUAUUAAACUAUCAACGUAUGGCCAAUUCGAGAGCUAGUUCCUCUUUGGAUCUCGAAUGGGAGCACGAGUACUCACAACUGAGGCAAUAUCAUCAGCAUCACAAGGAGGAGCAAACGAAUGGACCCCAACAUACCCCACCACCCAUGGCGGCAGCCUCUCUUGACCAAUUGACCACGGCUUCUUCAAUUGCCGCCAAUCAUGUGCGCCAUCAGGCAGUAGUGGCAGCUCGACAGGCGCGUCUAGAUCGUCGUCUUGGUGGCUCAUUUACACGCACCUCAUGUUGUUCAUCGACACAGAACUCCUGGUCGCAUAUAUCUACACCAGAGUCCCUUGAAUGGGAUGUUGACGAGGAACGCGAGCAGCAGCGACAAUUGCGUCUAGAAGAUGAUAAUCUGGACGAUGAGACUCUCAAACUGUUGCAUCAAAUCGAGCAGCUCAAACAUCAUGUUCUCCAGGAAACUGGAGAUGGCUUGAGCAUGGGUGUGGUGGCUAUGGAGGAACUAAGUGAAGGUCUGCAGUUUCGGGCUACACACUUUGCUACUACUGGCAGUUCCGAAUUGGAAGCACAUAUUAGUUGAUUCACAGACCAUAAUGUAAAUAUACAAAAUUGUAACAUUAGAUUAAGAAAUGUAUAAAAAUUCGAAACAAGACAAACCUAUGAUAUCCUAUAAGGAAUUUACUAUUUAUGACUUGAACUAAGUUUAAGAUCUAAAGUUAUUUUUGGCAUGCCAAAAAAAGAUACACCCUAGCAGAUAAAGUUAAAAUACUUUACCCUUUUCUAUAAUUUUUGAAAUUAUUGUAGUCUGAUAUUCAGUUGAAAGACUUUAAAAAUUAGCCCAAGAAAUGUGGCCCAACAUAUUUCCCAAUCUUUAUAGUAAAAGGUCUUUUUUAUAUAAUUUGUUGCUCCGAUAUUAGAAAUAAUAAAUCUAAUAUAACAAAUACUAAAUCUAAAUCCAAGUUCUAAAUUGGCAAAGAUAUAUUUAUAUAACCCAACCAAAUGAUAUCUGCAAGGGUAUAAUAUUAACUGUAUAGAUUCAAAUCUACUCGGUUAUUUUAAAGGACAAAUUCUAAUCAAUUAAAUUAGUUUACUCACAAAAAAAAAAAAAACAGAUACCUAAAAGACAAAAUGAAACAAAAAGUUAUUAUACAAAUUUAAGUGCCUAGUCUAGCAUAUUUAUAUAUGUAUAUGUAUGUCUCUAUAUGUAUAUAUGUAAAACCAAAUACAUUUUCCCAAACAACACAACCAAAAUCCAACCCAAAAACAACCUAAGAAACAAAACCAAAGCCUUUUUCAAGCAUAUCGCAAGAGAAAACUACUACUAUAUGAUUCUAUAUAGUCUAUACAAAACGAAAGACAACUGAAAGUUCUAUACACAUAUAUAUUUACGCUUUAUUUGGUUAUGCAAAGAGUCUAUUAGCCAA
This is a messenger RNA of Drosophila willistoni, 2270 nucleotides long. RefSeq lists its product as uncharacterized. Bases 362 to 1426 code for a protein of 354 amino acids. The record is from RefSeq and is a predicted model, not a curated record. The transcript is spliced from 3 exons. Lineage: Eukaryota; Metazoa; Arthropoda; Insecta; Diptera; Drosophilidae.